Molecule: messenger RNA, 441 nt
Organism: Aspergillus nomiae NRRL 13137
Lineage: Eukaryota; Fungi; Ascomycota; Eurotiomycetes; Eurotiales; Aspergillaceae
Product: sterol 14-alpha-demethylase
Exons: 1
Coding region: 1-441 (146 amino acids)
Molecular function (GO): monooxygenase activity; oxidoreductase activity, acting on paired donors, with incorporation or reduction of molecular oxygen; heme binding
Source: RefSeq, a predicted model, not a curated record
AUGCGCAAGGUCAAGAACCCAAUGCCGGUUCCUGGCACACCCUACAUCGUCCCCGCAGACCACGUUCUGCUAGCAUCUCCCGGCGUGACCGCUCUUAGUGAUGAGUACUUCCCCAACGCGAGCCGCUGGGACCCCCAUCGCUGGGAGAACCGAGUUGAGAAGGAGGAUGAAGGGGAUAUGGUCGACUACGGCUAUGGUACCGUGUCCAAAGGAACAUCCAGUCCUUAUUUGCCCUUUGGUGCUGGCCGCCAUCGCUGCAUUGGAGAGAAGUUUGCCUAUGUUAACCUGGGAGUAAUCGUGGCGACAAUGGCGCGACACAUGAAGCUGUUCAAUGUAGACGGCAAGAAAGGGGUUCCUGCCACAGACUACUCGUCCAUGUUCUCCGGUCCCUCGAAACCAGCGAUUAUUGGUUGGGAGCGACGUUUCCCAGAAAAGUCAUGA